CCGUGACUGAGUUAAAGUGAAGCUUCUGUUGCCCGUAGAAUCUUUGAUCAUGGGGAGUGGAAAGCAUUUGCUGCUCAUUGCAGUGUUGCCACUCCUGGUAAGAUGUCAAAACCCAAAAGUUUCGAUGGUACCUGCAUUUAAAAUGGCCUUCAUUGGGGAUACAGUUUACUUAAAAUGUGAUCCAAGUGCAAACCCAGUGACAUGGCACAAAGAUAAUGGUGAGCGAAUCGUCGGAGAAGACACUUUGAAAGUGGAAAUUAAAAACUCAAACGACGGAGGCUCUUAUUGGUGCGAGACCAGUGGGACAAUGAGUGACCCUCUUUCAGUCAAUGUCACGGAAUCUGGUCUCAGCGCUUCACUCACCAUUGAGACAGGCCAUCAGAACAUGUGGAAGGGAGGUGCAGUUAUGCUGAAGCUUGAAAAUAAGGAUGGUCUGCAAGGGUGGAGGUGCUGGGUGUACAGGGGUGGAAAAAAGCCAAUAAUGGUUUCACUGAAAUUGGAGGGUGUCAGUAACAGUAUGGUGUUUGCAACUGCUGACCUCAAUGUCGAUGAGACUAUUUACUGGUGUACCGAUAGGAAUCGAAUUCACAGAAGUAACCAAGUAAUUCUCACCACCUUUAUGCAUGGGAGCUUCCAAAACCUGAGGAGUGGAGGUUGGGGGAUGGUGUUGGUGGGGAUAUUGUUGGUUGCUGGGGGGUGUUGGUGGUGGUAAUUUUACGACGUAGGAGAAGAAGUGAGGGAGGUGAGUAGCUUUCUUUUGUUUCUUUGAAUUGUUUACUGUUUUUUAGGUAUAGUAGCAGUCACUGUAUUCAUACCACACUGCAUGUCGUACUUUUCUCAUGGCGGAUUUAUGAGGAUGUGGCGCUGAGAUCAAAAGAGGAGCGAGGUGAUGACAAGUAUGAAACUCUGGAGAAGGCAUCUGGGAGGGAGCGCGAGUACGACACCCUUGCAGGAGCAUCAGGCGGAGAGCCGAAAGGUGGCGAAUAUGAACCACUGAAGAUAAUUAAAAGUCUCAUAGCUCUGUUGACUGUGAGAUUGCAUGUAAAUUUCCAAAGACCAGCAGGCCAAUAGUUUCUGGUGAUGUCUGUGUGUUUGUGACAAGCUCAAGAGAUUGAGUUGUGUUGUUGAGUUGUGUUGUUGAGUUGUGUUGUUUUAUGUGUCGACUGGUGGAAAAAUAAAGUGCUUCACAUUCUCUUAGGUCUGUUGCUCACUCUGCCCAAGAAUUCCUGUAUUUACUUUGGAAGUCCAGAAUCCUGCAGCUCAGCGUUGCUCACCAACUCAUACAGUUGACUUGUACCAAACUGAUCCCAUUAUGGGGUAGAUUUAAUUUAAUUCACUCCAAAAUAAACAAAUAAAUAAAUAAAAUCCCCAUAAAUUGUAAGAUGUAAAUUGUAAAUAUAAAGCAAAAGCCUCGGGUUUAUUUUUCGGUCUGCACAUCUUUGCUAUUAUUCCAGGAAUUUCAAACAGAAGCCAGUAGUUUUCACCUCUGCCAAAAGGGACUUAACUUUACCUCAGAAUGACUCGCAUCAUCAGUCCAGUUAUGAUUAUUAAUCACAGAAUUUAGACCUGAAGGCUCUUGUUGCGACAUUAUAGCUUUCCUUGCUUUAUAACUUUACCUGUGACUCAUAAUGAAAUGAAGAGCUUCUCUAUAGCAGUGCUCAAGUCACAGAUUUGAAAUCUUCAUUGACUUUUUUUUAAAGCUGCUUUUGGCAUUUUGACUGUUUUUGCUUUUGCUUUUUACAGCUUGUCUCUUAACCUUUAUACUGCACUUUGUCAUUAACGGUACUAACUACCAGACAAAUACAGCAUCCUAUAUGUUUAGUUGUCUUCAAAGAGACACUUGGGUGCAUCUGCUGUAAAACAAACAUGACAGCAACAGAAACAGGAGGAACUUUUUUAAAUUUGAUAUUUUCUACAAAGAAGAAUAAUGUGACACUGUACUUUUCACAUGACAAAAAAACUACAUUUUUGUGCUAAACCCACUUAAUUUUGUGCUGUACUAUAAUUUAAACUACGUUUAAAGAAUUGUCUUAUCUAGGGAAGUGUGCUCAGUUACUUAUGUGAUUCUUCUGUGAACAAAAUCUGUAAAAAAAAAAACUGAAUUCUGUACAAACAAAAUAUGAAAUAUGAAAAGGCCUUUAUGAAAAGAAGAACUAACCAACUAAAUAAAUAAAUAAAUAAAUAAAAUACUGCA
Messenger RNA from Oreochromis aureus, 2194 nucleotides. RefSeq lists its product as uncharacterized. The transcript has 5 exons. The record is from RefSeq and is a predicted model, not a curated record. Lineage: Eukaryota; Metazoa; Chordata; Actinopteri; Cichliformes; Cichlidae. Bases 50 to 712 code for a protein of 220 amino acids.